Messenger RNA from Salvelinus fontinalis (brook trout), 8773 nucleotides. RefSeq names its product coiled-coil serine-rich protein 2b (gene ccser2b). The transcript has 10 exons. Gene Ontology annotation, cellular component: microtubule cytoskeleton. The record is from RefSeq and is a predicted model, not a curated record. Gene Ontology annotation, biological process: microtubule bundle formation. NCBI's taxonomy places the organism in Eukaryota, Metazoa, Chordata, Actinopteri, Salmoniformes, Salmonidae. Bases 768 to 3551 code for a protein of 927 amino acids. Gene Ontology annotation, molecular function: microtubule binding.
CGCGCCAAUAGGAUCUCGCUAGCUCGUGCUUGGCUCUGCCCACUAUGACUAAUUUGUUUCCAUUUGACACGACAGGCUGUGGUCUAUCUUGAUUUAGUUAAAAUUCUUCCUAGUCAGACUUGUUGCCUCCCACAAUGUAUCAAGGCUAACUGUUUUUGUCAAGCGACAGGUUUAGGAGGCCAGUGGCUGUGCGCAUGUGGUUGUGGAUGAUUCAGCGAGAGUCGAGUCCAGUGAGCAGAGCACUUGACAGCGACGAGCUUAGCAACACUAGCUAGCUACUGAACAAGUGAAACAAGCGUUUUUUCGGACAAUGAAUAUUUGACAAGAAAUUUUAAUGAACAAAUGACCACUAGGAGAGAGGCGACGACAAAAUCUUGAUGCUUUGAUGGACCAUACAUAGCCAUACGCCUGGCUGAAGAAAAAAAAACCAUCUGCUUCAGGGAAAGGUGUUAAUGUUACUUGACAACUAGCCAUAAUGUUUUGGAUUUGACUUGCUCAGUCAUAGAUAUGGUGCUUUCAUAUCAAGCAGUGUUUGUAAGGCCAUUUAACUGAACAUUUUUAUUGAGGUAACUAGCUAGCCAGGCUACUGCUGGCUUGAAUUUGCUAGCUAGCUUACUAGCCAACGUUAGCAAUUGGACCUGCACUUGUUAUUCAAUCAACCAGCCUAUUCACUCCUCAAUUCAGGAAUUUGCGGUCGUGCAUGUUAAUGCAUCAUCUGUUUCAAUAGCUUUGCCAGCUCUGCACACCCAUGAUCCAGCAGGCAGCUGAUGGAAGAUCCGGUUCCCAACUUGCCCACCAUGGUCUCCAGGCUACCCAAGUUUGGCUCGCGCCCCACGGCCGUGGCUGCCACCGCCCCACUGACCAAUGGGACCCGCCACCACCCUGCCUCCAGCACCACAGGCAAAGGGUUACCCACUUCCACCACCAGGCAGAACGGAACAAUCCGUAUGCCCUCCUCCUUCUCUCUGAAGUGGAAGAAGGGGAAAGGGGGAGACCCUGUGGAGAGGGGGGUGGACUCAUGGGAGGAGCACAGAACUGGAGCUGGGCAUCACCCCCGACAACCGCAGCACUUACCAAUGGUGGUACGGGAGAUUAAGAAGCCGUCUAGCAUGCCUGCCACAGUUAAGGUACAGGGGUGUGCUUCCACCUGCCCCAGGACUAUACGCUCCAGAACUGGGUCUCGCGGGGCCAUCCCCAAACAGGCCUUGUCUGGACAGAGUCUCGGCAAUGGGAAAGCAGGUCUAAACGGCCAGGCGGGUGGUGGUGGGCGGUCUGGGACCGGGUCACUCAGGCGGGGCCAAAGCCGUGGUUCUCCCCACAGCAACCUGACCAGCAGCGUAUCCCAGUCCAGUGACAGCCUGGAGACGGCCACAGAGGAGAACAUGUUGCGCUCCCAGAGCCUCACCCACGUCAAGAGGAUCCCCUCCCCCACCGAGCCACCCAUCAUCCGCUCCUACUCCUUCAACAGGGCCUCGGAGCUUGCCAAGGAGCUGCCCAGGCCUCUAGCCAAGUCCCCGCUGGUCAAGACAUCUCCCCUGGCCAGACCCACCACUGUGCUGAGUAGUGGGGGGAGAGGAAAAGGCCUACAUCUUAGUAAGGGUGGACCUAGGCCAGGCAGGGCUGGGGUGGGAACAACUAGCUGCAUCUUGCCACCCAUCACACUGAGGAAGUCCUUACUACCUAGUUCAGCCUCCUCCACCACCAAGCCUUCGGCCCUCAGCUACAGGCUCACACGACCCUCCCUCAUCAAGCAGCCUCACCCUGUCCUGGCCACCACCUCCCAGAAGGUCCAUGGCAACAGAAAGGAAAGCGAGGGGAGGAGGAACUCGGUGGAGAUGCCCCCUGUCACCCCAGACCCGAUCAGCAUCACUGACAGCCCAGGGAGCACCACAGAGGGCCUGCUAGAGGAGCCUGUGGGCCCCAGUGGGGUCCAUCCCCUGGGGGAAGGUCUGGAGGACAUGUCACUCUCAUCCACCUCCUCCCUGGAGCACGACGACACCAGCGAGGAGUACAUGGACGAUUUUGACAACCUGGGAAAUGGAGGAGACGGCAUUCUGCUGCUCCCGGCCCAGAACGGAGGGCUCGACCAAUCACAGCCUGACUUGGAUGAUGACAACGCAGACGUCAACCGACGGCACGGUGGAACCUCCAUGACUGGCCUUCACAGCUUCCUGUCUGAGAGUGUGGACUGGGCCAGGAUAGGACUCACUGGGGGGUUGUCUCGGCGUACUAGCCAGGCCCUGUCUGGGGGUGCAGAAUACCCCCUUGGCUCAUCUCUGGACCUGUCCCCCUCAGACUCUGGCUCGGGGGGGACCUACAUGUGGGACGAGGAGGGUCUGGAGGCCCUUGGGACCAUCACACACCCCUGUGGGAGUUACGACUCAGACCUCAACAGCAUGGACAUACUCAACAACCUGGACAACCUGGAGUCUGGGUGUGACCUGGAUGACGAUGACCUCAUGCUGGACGAUGACCUCCCUGAGCAUGGCUCCUUGCACAGUGAUACUGAUGGGAUGUCCCAUCUGACCCACUGGAGAAGACAGCUCUGUUGGACUGCAGAGGAUCACCUCCACAAUGACAACCGUGACGUUGGGUUCCAGCCGUAUGAUGGGUACCAGGGCACAGGCUUGGCAGGUCUUCACCAGGCUGUGGAGCUCGACGAGCUGACAUUGAAACACAUGGCGGAGGACUGCUGCUCUGUCAAGACCCAGCUAGAACACUUGAAGCUACUGCUGCAGGUGGAGGGUGGUAGUGAGAUGGACAACACUCUGGAUACAUUGAGUCCAGAAUCCAGAGAGGACCCCGUUCAAGCUCGACAGGUGGAGGAGCUGUUGAAGGAGGUGCAGGAGCUGAGAGAGGAGUUGAGAAGUAAAGAUAGGAUCAUUGCUCAGCUCACCAAGCAUGUGGCUGUUCCUGUCGAGCCCACGAGAUGCCACUGCCAGCAGCACAGGGACGUGGAAAGAGUGACGGUGACCUACCAUGACAAGGCCACACAGACUCCACCGUGGAGGGAACAUGCUCCUCAAAUACUACAGCCUUCCAGGCCAUGGCCCAACAGCAUGCAGCAACCCCAGCCCCAGGAAAGACUAACAAGCUCAGCCCACACCGAGGCCCCCCGAGACUCCUCCAACCCUGGCUGUGGGGACUCGGCCAGAAUGAUCCCUGCCCCUAGCCUCCCACAGUCCCCCGGCUCUCUGAAAAUAGCCUCCAUCACUAAGAGGCCACAGGAAGGCCCCACAACAAACUCCACCCAGACGUCCAUGGCAGGCUUCCCCAGGGUGGUGAGAGGAAUCCAGUGUAGGAGCAGUCUCAGGCCGGGCUUCACAGCUCCACAGUCCCGGCUGCCCCCACCUCCCUUCAGAGGUCUGCCCUGCUACAGCUCCGCGAACCAGGCCUCUGCCUCCUCCCAGAGCCCUGUACUGCCGGCCUGCCCCCGGACCAAAGCACCCAGACAGACUCCAGGCCUCAGAGAACCAGAGAUUGGCGGACUCAAGGCCAGAGGUCUAGUCCAUCCCAGCCUCUUACGACUUCCCAAGCCAAAGAGCCACUGACUGCUAUCUCUCAACUCUCAAACAUUGCCAUGUAGCAAGACCACUCAGCACCACCUUCUACCCAUUCAAACCCAAAAGAUCUGACUUCUUCUAAAGGCUUCCAGGCCUCACCUCAGCAAGGUUACAGUGUCUACCCUGUAAGAAAGGAAGACUUGUAGAUUAUAUCCGAAAUAACAAACUAGGUGGUUCAAGCCCUGAAUGCUGAUUAGCUGACAGCCGUGGUAUAUCAGACCGUAUAUGGGUAUGACAAAACAUUUAUUUUUACUGCUCUAAUUACGUUGGUAACCGGUUUAAGCAAUAAGGCACCUCGGGGGUUCGUGGUAUAUUGCCAAUAUACCACGGCUAAGGGCUGUGUGCAGGCACCCCGCGUUGCAUCGUGCAUAACAACAGCCCUUAGCCGUGGUAUAUUGGCCUUAUACCAAACCUCCUCGGGCCUUAUUGCGUAAAUAAACAUAUGACCCCACAGACUAUUUUAGCUAGCCUGCUGCGCUUCCAGUAAGACUCACUCAAGGUCCGGAAUAAAAUUGACCCGUGUACAUUUGGUAAAUGCCUUAUACAAAGGCGUCAAGCAUAACACAAUAAUUGUUUUUCCCCUCCAAAAACACGCUUCAGUACAAUCUGUCAAAUCCAAUUUUAUUUGUCACAUGCGCUGAAUACAACAGGUGUAGACCUUACCAUGAAAUGCUUACUUACAAGCCCUGUGCAGAGUGUUGUCUAGAUCAGUUAAAUGCAGAUAUUGUUUGCGUGAAAUGUUGUUUCAAAGUGUUAACUUUCAGGAUGCUUGACACUUUUACAGUCCCUCCAGAACUUUUACUCUCUGGCCAAAACGUAUCCCAGAUGAUGAUUCUGCAUGCAUAGGGACACCGCAAGUACAACUAUCUGGCCUUAAUAUAGCAUUUAGGUGCCCUAAUACUAGUUGACUUACUGAACUACUACAUGAUACCUGUAUGUAGUUGUUGCGCCUAGUAUAGCUAUUGACCUGAUGUACUCUCUGAACAGUGUCCUAGAUGAAUGAAGACAAUAUUAUAACACAGAAAAACGGUUACAGGAACAGAGAAUCCCUUUUGACUUGAGGGGGGAACACUUUUAGAAGUGCAGAUAUUUUGGUUAUAUAGACUAGAGAAUUUAGUUAAAUCAGAUAUUGUCCCUCUGGAUAAACUGGGGAGAUUCUAACAGCUGUGUUAGGUUCUAAAGUUCCCCUUGCCACUUCUCAGUAUUACUUCUCUCUGGUUUCAAAACACCUUUAUUCUUUCUGCCUUGUUUUGGUGCACGUGUUUUGGUGCAUUUUCAAAAGUAGCUGUAGCUACCACUGUCUACCGACAGUCAGUCAGUCUGUCUGUCUUGUCUGUUGCAGUUGGAUUGAGACACAGGGAUAACAGAGAUCCAUCCGGAGGAGCCAUCUUGUGCAGUUGGUGCUCUGACAGAGCUGUCUUUGUUUCCCCGUGCUUCCGUAAUGAGAAGGUCUAGUUUGGUCUGUAGGAAGAGGCCUCCUACACGCUACUGUAAUGACGCUGCAGAAGAGAAGCUUCUUGAUGUGCUUCAGGCCAGGCCCCUUAAUAGAAGGGGAAAGAAAGAAAAGAAAAAUAAAGAAAAGGUCCUAGCAUGAAACAAUAUUGUGUUAUAGUGUGCUGGCUUGUGGUGACCAUGUGAUUCCGUAGUGGUGUCGGUUCCAGUUGGCAUGGUUACGCGGCCGAGUGGCUCGGCAGAGGGGUGUGUUGAUGUCAAGUGGUUGAAGCACAUGCUCAGUGUGUCCCUGUCAACAGCAGGGCCAGACUCAUUCCUACGGUAUAACACCCACCCUCCAUGUCUUCUACCACACCUUCUUCUCUCAGUCCUUCCCCAAAGGGUCCCAUUGAGUGUGUCACUGUGGGCCAGCGUGUCAAGGAGGGUAGAGAGGGAUACGACUCUCAUUCCUCUUCUUCAAAGCCAUAAUGUCUAACUACUUCCUGGUCCGUCGCUAUGUUUAGUCCUAGAGAGCUUUAAUUAGGAGCCUAAUGGGCGCCAUUUAUACCCUUGACCGAUCAGGUCCUUAUUUCCCUUAUGUCGUAACUGACCUUUUUGAUCCCAAGUCUUCUGAUUGGUUGGCUCAGCAUACGUUGUAGAAUGCUCUGAGAGGAACAACAUCACCCAGUCAACACAGUCUCAAAGAUAAGAUUGAGAAUGCCUAUUUCUGUAACUUAAUUUGGUCAGUCUUCUUCCCCCACUAAAGCUUUCCAUGCUUUUCUAUGCAACACAGUUGUGCCCUACUCAUGGAAGAUAAGUCUCAUUGGUACAUAGUUGUAGACAAUGUGCUGUUGGCCUUCAUGGACCCCUCAUUAUGAUCCUAUGUUAAGCCAGCUGGAAAGUGUACUUGAUAUCCCAAGCGCUUGUCUUGCUGCCACACAGCUCUUGAAGUAUUUGUCUUCCCAUUUCUAAAUGAUUGAAAGCCAUGCCCCAUAAAGGUCAUGUACCCUUGUGUUAUAUUUGUCAAGCGUUUCGAAGUACAUUCGGCAGCAUUCCUAGCCUGGUUCCAGAUCUGUUCAGGCUUUUUCUGACUCCAUUGCUGUCAUUGUCAAGCCAAACGUGUUUGUCAUGAUGAUGAGUGUAAAGGAGUUGGCAUGAUGCACAAACAGACUGGCAACAGCAACCCCACAAAGUAUGUACAUGACAUCACUCCAACAGUCCCGGGACAUGAGAAAUGUCACUCCAAAUCAAUUCUCCUAUUUGGAAUGCAAGGCUGCUUCCCCAUCCCACCCAGAUAAGAACAACAUGCUUUUUAUACAUUUCAUAUCUUCAAAUGAUAAACAAACAAUAAACUAACUACUAUUUGAGGACCUGUAGGGAAGAGAACGAGAUGCAUUUGAUCAAUUCCUGUUUGACAGUGAGAGUCCUUGAUUUAAAGGAUUUAGAAUAUUCAGGGGUGGAAAUGUUUUUAGAUUAACGAGAUCUUAACAGAAGCUCAACGUAUUUACCUCUGAGAAGUUCUCACCCAAACCCCCCCCCCCCCCAAAUAGUGACCUAAAGUUAUUGAAAAGGGUUGCGAUGUAUUAAUAAUGCAUUAUUAUUUUCCGGUUGUCUAGCUUUGGCUUACCAUAAUAUGGUAUGUAGAUUGAACAAAAAACUUGCCCUUGAAUUGACUGUACGGCCAACAGGGUAUCAUAUGGUCAUGUAGCAGCAAUACUCUUCUUGUGUAUUACAAAAGUGCCUGCUUUUGUGACUUCAAUUCCCGUGGUCCUGAACAUUUGGUGUGAUCUCCAUCUCUUUGAUUAAACUAGGUCCAUAUAGAUAGUUGGGUAUGUCGAUGAGUGAGUGUUCCUCCUGGAGGAAUGGAACUGUACGGUAGAGUAGGCCUAACUGUGUUUGCUGAAAGGAGAGAGUGAGUCUGCCUUGGGUUGAUAGGUAUAUCCCUUUCUGUAUCCCUCCGCCCCUCUACAGGGUUCAACACAGGGUUAUGCGUUAUGCCCGCGCAGCCUAGCAGAUGUUAGACUGCCAGUCACACUUAGUAUUUACUGUCACAGGCUCACUCUCAACACAUUCUGACUGGGAAGGGCAAAUCUGUUUGUGUCUCUUUCUCACUACAGUAACAUUCUCUGUAACACAGGCCAGGUUAGUGGAGCUACAGUACUGUAUUUGGAAAAGCAGGCCAAGCUAUGCUUCCAGUGCUGACAGCUCGCAUGCUUUGAUGCUCUCUGGUGUGCCUCCUCUUUCUUGUAAGCAGUCUUGAGGAGAUUUGUCUCUGUGUUGCCGUCUCUUUCCGACUUCCCAAAUCUCCGUUUUAAGGCUCUUUUUACUAGCUUUUUUAAAUGUAUGCAUUUUUAUUGUAUUUAUAUUUUAGAAAUGCUGAAACUGUAGUUUCAUUGAGGAAAUGACAUUGUAAACAGCGGGAUGUGUUUCCCGCUCAUUACCAUCUGUUCAGUUAAUGUUCUUCAUUAUUUCAUCAGGGUGGUCUUAAACACGGGCUGCUCCCCAAAUGGCACCCUAUGCCCUUUUAUAGUGUUCUACUUUUGACCAGAGCCUUAUGAGCCCAGAAGUUCCCAAAGUAGUGCACUAUAUAGGGAUUAGGGUGUCGUGUGGAACGCAGCAACUAUCACACCAGGCAGACAAUGGUCGUGUCUGAAAUCUGUUUUGCCUGCUACUUACCAAAACGACAUACUGCGUACUAAUCAUUCUACAGUACAUACCAUUUAGAACGUACUGUUAAGUAAAAAUGUAUGCAGUUAGUGAACAACAAAUAUCUGAGAAUGCGUCAAGUAAUGCACAAUUUGUGUUUGUUAGAGUCCGUCCCCUUUUUCUGAUGAUCUGCUGUGGCUCUGAAAAGACAAUUCUCGUCCUCGAUAGCAUGCAGCUAUUCAUACUAGAUUAAAAGCCAAAAUGAAUACGACACCCUGGCAUUUAAAGCAAACAACAUUUUCGAAAUGUCACAUACUAUAAAACGUUCUAGUUUCGCAUACCUAAUCAGCCUGCUAUUUAGAACGCAAGUACAAAUAUUGGGACACGGCCGAUAUGUCUCCUCGCUACCAGUAGAACCUCUACUGUAGAAGGACUACUGGCAUCUGUCUGGUGGUUCAUGGCCAGAUGUAGGAUCAUAGAAAAAACGUCUCUCACUCAGAGUAAAUGAACCAGUCAUCUUAUAGGUGGGAAGGGUUCAGUUUGGGGUCCAUAAUCUUUCGCUUUGUUGUAGUCUAAUAUUACUGCUGUAAACGUACAACUCCAUAACACGAGUAUAUUCAAUAUGCAGUACUGUAUGACUUACUGUACUGUCCUGUUCAAGUCCUUCACCUCGCUAGCCAUCACAUUGACUGUACUGUAGAACUUAUUUUUCUCACCUAUGACAGGAAACUAAAAUGGAGAGAGUCUGCUCUGAGGAUCGGUUUCCUUGUGUGUUUGUGUUAAUCUUCCUGCCAAUUCUGUUUUACUUCCAUGUUUGCUACACUGCUAUUUAAUUUGUGCAAUACAAUAACGAUUGAAAACAUACUGUUGUACACGAUGCUAAUUAUUUAUAUGUAUAUGACAUACAAUAUCUAUAUCUGUGUGUAAUUGUCAUGGAAUUCUUGAGCUUGUCAAAAAAAGAGAAAGCUCAAUCUGAAAUGCACUUUAAAUGAUUGUGUUGAGAGACUUGGAACAUGAAGGAAUGAACUUGAAAACAUAUUGAACUGCUUUCUGUUUAGAUCUGGCUCCUUUUUGCUGUGAUAUCUGAGGUUAUGGAGUGGCUGAGCGCUCAAAUAAAGACUGCACCAAAUCUA